This is a messenger RNA of Lytechinus variegatus (green sea urchin), 1215 nucleotides long. RefSeq lists its product as uncharacterized. Lineage: Eukaryota; Metazoa; Echinodermata; Echinoidea; Temnopleuroida; Toxopneustidae. The transcript has 8 exons. Bases 224 to 1177 code for a protein of 317 amino acids. The record is from RefSeq and is a predicted model, not a curated record.
CCGAAGCUUUUGGUCUAUGAUAUGGCAUGCGCGCCUUGGCUAGCUUUGGAUCGAAUCGGGGAAUUCCCGGAUCCCGCCGCGCCCAUAUCACCGUUCAGAAUCGCAACGCGACGGACUUGACUUAGAGGUUACUUUUGUACAUAAUUCACUUUCAAGCAGUGUACUGUGUACCGGUACAUCUUCUCAAUCUCAAGUACGACUACCGAAGUACCGUUUUCAGAAGAUGAGUGGAUUACUAGCAACCUUCUCCAUGGUGGCUACCAUCAUCGGAGUUGCUGAUGGUGAAAUACUAAAUGUCUGCCUCCCAGACACGUCCAACGCCCAUUGUAACGCUCCGCCACCCAAAUUAUUUGAUAAACCGUCAUUUUGUGACAACUCUUGUCCUCCACCAAGUGAUCUGAACAAGGGUUUGAUAUUAGGUGGAGGCAUCCCUGCAAUCAUUUUUAUAUUCUUCUCGCUUAUCCUCUGUUUGUGGCUUGCGUAUAAGACAAAGAGGAUUCUCUGGACUGUCAUCAAUUCCUCCUGUGCUCAACUUGCUCUUUUGAUUUUCUUUGUGUCGAACGUUUUUCACCCGACGAAUACUGCCCUUAACUUUCUCGUCGACUGGUUCCUGGUUGCCUCUUGUGCUUCGCUCCUGGCUGAGGCCAUCGCCACGUAUCUUUUGAUCCGGGACAAACCGAUGUCCACCAAGCAAGGGGCAUUGUGUGUUGGACUGGGCUGCUGGGGUGUUCCUCUUCUGAAGAGUAUUAUAGUAUUUGCAGUACGUGCAGAAGAUAUCAAGUCACCAUGCAAACGGUACUUCCUGGUUGCUCUCUAUGACAUCCACGUGACUAACAUAGUCUUCAUCACAGUUAUGUUAGUCGCUAUCAUCAUCACGAAUGUGGUUGCUGUAUGCUUUCUCCAAGGGGAAAGCACCAAGAAAGAAAAGACAAGGCGAUGUGAUGCUUGGCGAAGGAUCUCUCAAUGCCUUGCGACGUCCGCUUGCUUCAGCGGGUGGGUCAUCGCCCUCCUGGUCGAAGGCCUCUGUUCGCCUGUCGACGUUGUCUUCUUCGUCUUUAGCCUCUUCCAGGGUGUCGUCAUCCUAGGUUUCUGCAUUUACAUCGUGUGUAAACCAAAUGACGAGUGCGAUUAUUCACCACCAUGGGUGUCGAUCGGUAUUCUUCGUCGGGGAAGAUGAUUGACACAAAUGUUCUUGCAGAUGGGGAUCUUUCAACA